AUGAUUAGUGCAAGUGCUAGAAAUAGGUCUCCAUUCACAGCAACUCAGUGGCAAGAACUUGAACAACAAGCUCUUGUUUUUAAAUACAUGGUAACAGGAACACCCAUCCCACCAGAUCUCAUCUACUCUAUUAAAAGAAGUCUAGACUCUUCAAUAUCUUCAAGACUCUUCCCACAUCAUCCAAAAUACAUUGGGUGGGGAUGUUUUGAAAUGGGUUUUGGCAGAAAAGUAGACCCAGAACCUGGAAGGUGCAGAAGAACAGAUGGCAAGAAAUGGAGAUGCUCAAAGGAAGCAUAUCCAGACUCCAAGUACUGUGAAAGACACAUGCACAGAGGCAGAAACCGUUCAAGAAAGCCUGUGGAAGUUUCUUCAACAAGCAGCACCGCCACAAGCACCACACAAACAAUCCCAUCAUAUAACAGAAAUCUUUCCUUGAGCAACACCAACAUUCCUUCGGCAUCUUCUUUUCCUUUCUCUCCAUUGCCCUCAUCUAUGUCCUGUGACUCCCAACCCUUUUCACAAUCUUACCAAAACUCUUCUCUAAACCCCUUCUUUUACACCCAAUCAACCUCUUCUAGACCACCUGAUUCUGAUUUUCCACCUCAAGAUGCCACUACUCAUCAGCUACUUAUGGACUCUGGGUCUUAUUCUCAGGAUGAAAAGGAUUAUAGGAACGUUCAUGGAAUAAGGGAGGGUGUGGAUGAACGAGCUUUCUUCCCAGAAGCUUCAGGGUCUGCUAGGAAUUAUCCUGACUCAUAUCAACAACUAUCAAUGAGCUCUUAUAAGUCCUAUUCAAACUCCCAAUUUCAGAACAUCAAUGAUAACCCAAGACAGCAAGAGCAACAUUGUUUUGUUUUGGGUACUGACUUCAAAUCAACAAGACCAAGCAAAGAGAAAGAAACUACUGAGACAACCCAAAGACCCCUUCACCAUUUCUUUGGGGAAUGGCCACCAAAGAACACAGAUUCCUGGCUAGAUCUUGCUUCCAACUCCAGAAUCCCAACCGGUGAUGAUCCUAUGAAUGACGCUUUUGAUUAUGAGCUGGUGAAUACGGCCAAGAGAGACUUAUUGAUAAAGAUCAAUGUUUUGUGGCUGGGGUGA
Messenger RNA from Gastrolobium bilobum, 1101 nucleotides. Its product is annotated as growth-regulating factor 5-like. The record is from RefSeq and is a predicted model, not a curated record. Gene Ontology annotation, biological process: regulation of DNA-templated transcription; developmental process; DNA-templated transcription. Gene Ontology annotation, molecular function: ATP binding. Gene Ontology annotation, cellular component: nucleus. The transcript is spliced from 5 exons. Lineage: Eukaryota; Viridiplantae; Streptophyta; Magnoliopsida; Fabales; Fabaceae. The coding region runs from base 1 to 1101 and encodes 366 amino acids.